GACCUUCUUCUUGGCCACGCCUCCCGCGGAUCCCGGAGUCCUGGCAACGACGGCGCCUGUGGGCUGGGGCCCGGGCGGGGCGGCAGGAGAUGCCCUGCCGAACAGGGCCGGCGCCAUGCUCAAGGCCAAGAUCCUGUUCGUGGGGCCUUGUGAGAGUGGCAAAACUGUCCUGGCUAACUUUUUGACAGAAUCCUCUGACAUCACCGAGUACAACCCAACUCAAGGGGUGAGGAUCCUGGAAUUUGAGAACCCCCAAGUAACUAGCAACAACAAAGGGACCGGGUGUGAGUUUGAGCUGUGGGAUUGUGGAGGAGAUACAAAGUUUGAAUCAUGCUGGCCCGCCCUCAUGAAGGACUCUCAUGGAGUGGUGAUCAUCUUCAAUGCCGAUAUCCCCAGCCACCUGAAGGAGAUUGAAAUGUGGCAUUCUUGCUUCGUGCAGCAGCAGCUGUUACAAGACAAUCAGUGUCUCUUAAUUGCACACCACAAGCCAGGCUCUGGAGGGGACAAGAGCAACUUGUCUUUGGCCGCACCUCUGAACAAACUGAAGCUGAUCCACUCCAAUCUGGAGGAGGAACCAGAGGAGAUCCGGAUGGAAUUCAUCAAGUACUUGAAGAGCAUAGUCAGUUCAGUGUCCGAGAGCAGAGACAGGGAAGAGAUGUCGAUCAUCACCUAACUUUGUAACUAUCUAUCACUCCCAUGAGAUUCUUUUUGCAACUUUGAAGUACUCACCUCAUCUUGGGCACAUCUGAAAUCUGCCUCUUGCCCAGAUUGGGUCUGAAAUCUCUUCCAGGCACCGAUCUUUUUUCUGUGAUCAAACAAGAUCUGCUGAGAGCACGUGCUUCCUCUGCUAGGGGGAGGUACUUUUUGGCCUGUGAUUCUCUGCAUACCCACUGUGCUUUUUGGUUUCAAGAACCCCACUGGUGAAUUUGCCUGCCUCCAGUGUCAUCAGAGACCUGUAAACCAGGCUCUGUUUUGUUUGUUUAGUUUUCUGUCUUCUGAAAAUGUUCAUGCUAAUGCCCAGAGAUCGAUCCGUUCCUCAGCAUGGUCACUGUUGGUGUGUAAUAAUCAAAUGUGUUGUUUUCUCAAUCAUAAGUGUAACGAGAUAUUUAUUUUUAUAUGGCAUUCCAUACUGUUAGGAAAACUAUGCUAAACUGAUUGGGGGCUUACGGGCCAGUUUAUAUAAAUAGAUUUUAAUAAACAUCAGGGCAAUUCCAUCCUUAUCAAACUUGUACAUUCAGAUAAAAGCUAUGUUCUGUUUUCAUAUCACCUCAUUUGUAAAAAAUGCUCAAGAAUUUAUAUUCAAGAGUUAUAAAGGCAUGUGGCUUCAAUUCAUCGAAUAAACAAGUUUAUUUUCAUGUUUUUAGAUGGAUUUAAAUUUUUCUCCCUAUUGCCUUUAUAAUUGUCUUAGACUUUGUCAUAUGUAACCAGUCAGAAAUAAAUUAUCAAUAGCUAUAAGCCUGGAACUAUAAUUUGGAGGCAGGUAGGUGACUCAGUAGAUAAAGCACCGGCCCUGGAUUCAGGAGGACCUGCGUUCAAAUCUGGCCUCAGAUGCUUGACACACACUAGCUGUGUGACCCUGGGCAAGUGACUUAAGCCU
This is a messenger RNA of Dromiciops gliroides (monito del monte), 1597 nucleotides long. It is a transcript of the gene IFT22, whose product is annotated as intraflagellar transport 22. The transcript has 5 exons. Gene Ontology annotation, biological process: intracellular protein transport. The record is from RefSeq and is a predicted model, not a curated record. NCBI's taxonomy places the organism in Eukaryota, Metazoa, Chordata, Mammalia, Microbiotheria, Microbiotheriidae. Bases 116 to 673 code for a protein of 185 amino acids. Gene Ontology annotation, cellular component: endomembrane system. Gene Ontology annotation, molecular function: GTPase activity.